Molecule: messenger RNA, 3002 nt
Organism: Oldenlandia corymbosa var. corymbosa
Lineage: Eukaryota; Viridiplantae; Streptophyta; Magnoliopsida; Gentianales; Rubiaceae
Source: the annotation of a GenBank genome assembly
GUCGUCAUUACUAAAAACAAAAAGUGGGGUGUUGUUUGUUAAGUGAAGUAAUUUUUACUAAAAACAUGGAGAUUAUUUUUUGUUUAUAAUAUAAUCUUUUCAUCUCCUGUAUAAACGUAUUUUAUACCCGUUAUAUAUUUCUCGUACAAUGCACGGAGUAAUCUAAAAAGUAAAGUAGAAAAAAACAAAAUGGGAAAAUUGAGACUUCAAAGUUUUAUAGUAUAGUUUGAAACUUGACCGCAGCUGCUAGUGAAACACUCCCUUGCCCCUCUUCAUUUCUCACCGGCGCCACUGCCGCCGCUGCCCCCGGUUCUUCUUCGCUAACCGUGUACAAUACCAGUUUUCCUUCGCCUUCGUCGGUAUCUAAGAAGUGAAAUCCUUACUUCAUGAAGUUCUUCUGCAAGAGCUUCCAUAGGAUUUUCAAUGUGAUCAGCCAUGAAGGGUCCAAUUAACUGUAUGAAAAGAUUUCAUCGUUUAGCUAAGCUAUCAAAGGGAGGAAGCUCUGUUCUUGGAUGGCGAGGAAUUGAAUUGUUUGCUGCUGAAAAGAAUUUUGGCAUUGCAGGGAGUAUUUUGGCUCUAGAGAGAUGCACAAAUUCCACAUCCUGUAGAUAUAAUUACAGCACAAAAAAUGGCUCAGACUUGAGCAGAGAUUUUUUUGUCCAGCAAUGGCUUGAGGGUCGUAAAAUAAGAAAUGCUGAUGCUAAAAGGCGGAAUAAAGGUCAACAAUAUGCUGGUAGUCGGUCUUCCCAAGGAUCAUUGCGGAGACUUUUUUCUGGUGGAUUUGAUUCUUAUGAUGGGGCAAAGCGUCCCUUGAGGCAACCACCGAUGAGUGAGCCUGUUACUGGGUAUCUGAAACCUACAUCGAUAGAGGAGGCACAUCUUGCUCCUCUUUUGGCGAGAUCCAACUUGCUGAUUACUAGGGAUAUAGAAUGGGCAAAUCUUGCGUUUGGUUUUGAGCAGGAGAACCAGUAUGCCAUAGUUGACGUUUAUUACCCCCAUUCACCUGUAGGUUAUAUCCGGGAGCAGAGUAAUCUGAUCAUGAGACAGCUUCUGCGUUCAAGGCGUCCUUUUGUGGCAUACAUCACUGAUGCUUUGGGAAAUGAGCUCUUUAGGGUUCGCAGGCCUUUUUGGUGGAUAAACAGUUCAAUUUACACCGAGGUUAAUGGAAAGGAGAUUGGUGUUGUUCAUAGACGGUGGCAUUUGUGGAAGAGAAUUUAUGACUUAUACUUAGGGAAUGAGCAAUUUGCGGUUGUUGAGAAUCCUGGAUUCUGGAACUGGACCUUCACACUGAAGGACAUCAAUGGGGAUGUGCUGGCGGAAAUAGAUCGUAACUGGAGGGGUUUCGGCUUUGAGCUUCUCACUGAUGCUGGCCAGUAUGCUAUUCGAUUUGGCACAACUGAUUCCAGUAAACACCAUGGAGAGGAUCAACAAUUAGAAGUGAAGCAUCCUCUGACUCUGGCACAGAGAGCUGUGGCGGUUGCACUGGCUAUCUCUUUAGAUAAUGACUAUUUCUCCAGACAUGGAGGCUGGUAAGUUUUUUGAUCUCGACAAUAAGAAAAAAAAAUGGAGUGCUCGGCAUUAAAUUUUUCAUUUGGAAACAGAAAGAAUAUGCACCCAGAAAAAACAUCGGUACACUAUUUGAUGCCAAUGUUAUGUUUCAGAAAACAUUGAUUGUCUGGGGCACAUUUUGUUUUCUCGCACUUAUCUGAUUCAUGUUUCGAGCAUGCUCAAUACCUAUCUCUGUCGAAACAAAUUUUUUUUUGCUCAAGUUAUAUUAAGAUGGAAGUCUCAUUCAUGGUUCUCAGAGGGCGCCGGAUGAGUAUUUAAGCGAAUUCAUAUUAGAUCCAAGGCCAUUCGCUGUGGCCCUUUGAUGGGUUUUCUAUGCUAACCAGAACAUAAUGUGAACUUACAAAGAUAAGUUUCCAGCUAGCACAAAGUCUUUUCCGCAGUAUACAUUAUAUAGGAUAGUCUAUUUAAAUCAUAUAUUACCAUAGUGUUUCAUCAGAACAUUCUCGACAUCAAAAAAGAUUCACUAGUUGGAAGUGUAAAACUCAUCCUUAUUUAAGGUUAGGUAUGAUUACUUGAAGAGAUUCCUUCCACCCAUCUUUUAAACAAAUUCUUUAUGCUUGAAAGCUUGCUAUUCAAAGGAGGAAUCAAAUUCUAAAAAUGUUUGUAGUGAGCAUCUGGUACAUGUUAUGAAAUCUGCGAUUUGGUGAUCAUAUUCUUGUUUAUGAUUGAGCAUAUUUGCAUAAACUGAGAGAAGUCAGUGGUGAUGAGAUUUGGCUUAGUCAGUAUAGAGCCAAUACAAAUUUGGUGAUUGCCUUGAGAUUGGUUUUCUUCAAUACUGAUAGUAAGCGUUUUUCAUUGCUCUCUCCUCCUACCGUUUUUUAAUGUCUACUCUUUUGUUUACCCAUAAUGUAGAUAACAAUAGGAAGGAAAUGCUGAUUGGGUGUAAAUGGAAAAUAUUACAGGGAAUUCGGGGAUAUUAUUAUUCUUCACUAUUGUACCUUAACUUUUGAAUUCUUAACAUAAUUGUGUUUGCAGGGGCUUUCCUAUCUUUCUAGUAGAAGAGUGAGGUUGCAUUAUCAUCAUCUGCCCUAUAUAUUUCCUAAACAGGCUGUGGUAUGAUAUAAAUCGUCUUUUCAAGUCGAAGGUUUUUCAUUGAGAUCAUAGUUGAUAAUCAGAUGGAUUGUUUCUCCAAAAGCUAGAUUGUGGAUCCGAUGAAAAUUGAUCUGGAACUGGAAUUGCUGCAUUUGUUCUGGUACAUUGUUGUAAAGGGAGAUAUGAUAUGAUACUUGUAGAUCUUAAACAUGUAAAUGCAUGUCGCUUGCAUUUCCUCCUCAAGAGGGUUUUGAAAUUGGAAAGACUCGAAAACUUAAAUUAUAUUAUAUUAUAUAUAAACUUCUAGUUCUUUGUUCAUCUUUUGAUACUAGUCAUGUUUAUCAAGGCAGAGGGCAUGUUUGAAAUAACUUCAAACACCAAAAAUUCUUCUGUGAUCUGCA